This is a messenger RNA of Labrus bergylta (ballan wrasse), 1987 nucleotides long. Its product is annotated as thiol S-methyltransferase TMT1A. Gene Ontology annotation, molecular function: S-adenosylmethionine-dependent methyltransferase activity. Lineage: Eukaryota; Metazoa; Chordata; Actinopteri; Labriformes; Labridae. The record is from RefSeq and is a predicted model, not a curated record.
CUAACUUGACAGUUUGUUGUUGACAGCCAGUCGUGCUAUCGGCUGACGCCGUGCAAGUUUGCAGGAAUGGCUCUUGUAAUGCGAAUCUGCACUCUGCUGGUAAACGUGUUAUGCUUUCCUCUCCACCUGAUCGAAGCGGUCGGUUUGUUCAAAUUAUAUAAGCGAGUCUUCCCGAUUUUUCUAUAUCGACUUUCUAUAUCGUACAACAAGAAAAUGGAUGACAGCAAGACAGAGCUGUUUCGCAGUCUCUCAGAGUUCAAAAAACCUGGCAAGCAGCUCACUGUUUUAGAGAUUGGCUGCGGCACAGGCACUAAUUUUAAGUAUUAUCCGCCAGGUUGCAAGGUGGUCUGCACAGAUCCAAACCCCAACUUUCAGAAAUAUCUGAAGACCAGCAUGGCUGAGAACGACCAGCUCACAUACGAGAAGUUUGUUGUGGCAUCGGGGGAAGACAUGAGGACAGUGGAGGACGAAUCGGUAGAUGUUGUUGUCUGCACCCUGGUGCUCUGCUCUGUCAACGACAUCCCGCAAACUCUGCGAGAGGUGCACCGCAUGCUGAGACCAGGUGGAGCCUUCUUUUUCUUGGAGCAUGUUGUGGCAGACCCCUCCACCUGGGCAUACUUCUUCCAGCAUGUUCUCCAGCCUUUGUGGUACUACUGUGGUGACGGAUGUGACGUCGCCCGUGAGACUUGGAAGUAUCUGGAGUCAGCUGGAUUCUCUGAUCUCAAACUUAGACACAUGGAAGCACCGCUCGUCUUCAUCAUCAAACCGCACAUCAUGGGCUUUGCUGUCAAAUAGAUUCUAUAUGGUUAGCUUUACAGUGAGCUUGCCAAGCGAUAAGUGUGUCUCUUUUUUGAUAUGAUUGAUUGGCAGCAUAAGAGAUUACGCCUUUUAUGCUGCGUUCCAUUUACCUCGGAAGUCGGAACUGGGAAUGAAGUCACACCCGAGAUAACUGCGUUCCAGUUGCAAGUCAGAAAAGCCACAUGGACGCGUCCAGGAGUACCUUUGUUUUGUUAGCUAAUACCAGAUGAUAACAAUACACUACGUGAUAGUUUCUGACCGAAAAUAACAUGAAACACCUCCACAGAGAGAACUUUAAUUGAUUUAAUUACACAAAAAGACGACUAAGCUGCUAAUAAACUCAACAGUUGCAUCUUAAACAUUCCUUUCGAUGCACGUUUCUGACCGAAAAUAGUAGCAGCCAUAUUGGAUAUGAACUCGGGCUACUAUUUUUGGGUUGUUCCAGUUGAUCUCAUAAGUGGGAAAUUCCCAGUUCCCAUUCGGAAGUGUCAACUCUAACGCCCCCUGAAGUCGUAAUUACGACUCGGAAACUCUAAGAAAAAAAAGUAGCCCCAGUUCAGAUCCAAUAUGGCUGCUACUAAAAAAAAAUCUACGUUAAGUGUAGACUAGUGACUAGACUUAGAGGUCCCAUAUUAUGCUUUUUCUGGUUUUAUAUGCUCUUUAGUGUGUUUUCCAUGUAUCCUGUGCAUGUUUAGGCACAUCUAUGUGCAAAAAUUCAAAGUCCGUGGAAACGCGGCUUCUUCUACGUCCUCCUGUUAGCUGUAGCAUUAGCUGCAUGUAACGCUCGGUUUUAGCCCCCCUUGAAAAAAAUUUGCCAGAUUACUGAUCUAAGCCAUUGGCUCGUUGUGGCAAGCCCUGCAGCUCAUGUUGCACAUCCGUUAACUUCUGUAGCACGCCCACGAUAUGCCGUAGCCUGCGGUAGCACAGUAGUGCUAAGGCGCUAAUGUUUUUGCUGUCCUCGGAGUCAAAGUGGCUGCAUUCCCAAUAUGGUAAAAGGGGCGUGACAUUUCACUUACCUGUUCACCUGGUUUUUGGCUCGGAUGGAGAGAGGGGGUGAGCGUGGGAAGAGAAAAUUUCUGUUGACCGCCACACUACAUUGGACUGCGAUCACUAGUUUAUUUGAUGAUCCGAAAACAGCGUUUGUAGUAUCUUGUUUUGUUUUGGAAGAAUAAAUGACUAAAGCAUCUUG